Messenger RNA from Loa loa (African eye worm), 363 nucleotides. RefSeq lists its product as hypothetical. The record is from RefSeq and is a predicted model, not a curated record. The transcript has 3 exons. NCBI's taxonomy places the organism in Eukaryota, Metazoa, Nematoda, Chromadorea, Rhabditida, Onchocercidae. The coding region runs from base 1 to 363 and encodes 120 amino acids.
AUGUGGUAUUCAUCAUGUUUGGUACUAUUUGGAAAUAGGAACCAGACUGGGUAUGGUGACAUCAUCUUGGAUGUUGCAUAUGCCUUCGAAAGAAAAAAGGGCAGCGUCCCACUUUGCGCUGACGGGAAUGACAAAAAACAUGAGGACGUAACAAGUCCCAAUUUUUCUCAAUCAAGCGGGGAGGGGAAACGGGGAGUGCUACUGGUUUUGUUUUUAGUAUUUCCUCUUGAUUUUAAAGCUUUAAAUAAGAGUUCCUUAAAAUUGGCACAGAUUCUUUAUGCGCCGUACAAUAAUAGGCUGGACAAUGUGGAAUUACGGGCUUCGUUAAGAUCUCCUGUCAUGGUUCAUUGGCGAAAACAGUAA